AAGUGAGCCGUAGAGGCAUGUUGUCUGGUACUCUAGCGGUGUGUUUUGCUUCACCUUGUUCUGAGUAAGUGCCAGCUCUUUCAACAAGAGGAGAACUUCUCCCCCAAGCUUCGCUGUCUCCUCUGAACCAUGGAGGCUCGGGCGCAUUACUCCCGGGAGGAGAUCAACAGCACGGUGUGGGAAGUCCCGGAGAAAUACACCCGGCUCAAACAAAUAGGCACCGGGGCGUACGGCACCGUGUGCUCAGCCAUAAAUGAGAAGACUAAAGAGAAAGUGGCCAUUAAGAAGCUCCACAGGCCCUUCCAGUCAGAGAUCUUUGCUAAGAGGGCCUACAGAGAGCUCCGGCUGCUCAAACACAUGAAGCAUGAAAACGUGAUAGGACUUCUUGAUGUGUUUUCACCUUCCUCAAGCCUCGAUGACAUCCAAGACUUCUACCUGGUGAUGCCUUACAUGUUUACUGACCUGUCGAAGGUGCGAGGGAAUCUUACAGAAGACAAAGUCCAGUUUCUCGUCUACCAGAUGCUCUGUGGACUCAGGUACAUUCACAAGGCUGGAAUCAUCCACAGGGAUCUUAAGCCUGGAAACUUGGCUGUAAACCAAGACUGUGAACUGAAGAUCCUGGACUUCGGCUUGGCUCGCAGCACUGACGCUGAGAUGACAGGCUACGUGGUGACUCGUUGGUACCGGGCGCCUGAGGUCAUUCUGAACUGGAUGCACUACACCCAGACUGUGGACAUCUGGUCGGUGGGCUGUAUCAUGGCAGAAAUGAUCAACGGAAAAACCCUUUUCAAAGGGAGAGACUACAUGGACCAGCUGACUCAGAUCAUGAAAGUGACUGGAGUACCAGGACCAGAGUUCGUACAGAAGCUGGACAGUCCAGAGGCCAAAAGUUAUAUCAAGGCCCUUCCACGCCAUCCCAGAAAAGACUUCUCAACGUUGUUCCCCAGAGCCAGUGCAAAGGGUAUCGACCUGCUGGAGAAGAUGCUGGUUCUGGACGGAGACGAGAGACCCACAGCAGAACUAGCUCUUGAGCACCCGUAUUUUGACUGCCUAAGGGACCCAGACGACUUACCUGAGCCUGCGCCAUACGAUGACAGCCACGACAACGCCACAUUGACCCUGGAAGAGUGGAAGCGGUUAUGCUUCAGAGAGGUGAAGAGCUUUGUGCCGUUCCCACGGCGGGACUCUAAGAGGAAAAACACCCUGACUAUGACUCCGUGACCUGAUGAAUGUCUUCUUGUAACUACUGAUGCCCCCCAACCUACACAGCAUACAGCCAAUGGUGCCCUUGUAUAUUCCAACCACGGAUUCACUCUUAAUUUCUUUUCCCCUGGAUAGUGAAGAGUGAUUAUAUUAAAACUGUCACACCUUUUUUUUUGUGCAAAUGUUUCCUAAGUGUGGAUUGCUCUUCAUGUUACAUAUUCCCUAUCACUGAAUUGUCUUGCAAAUGUAUGGUGACCAAAUGUCACAUAGUUUACUGUAAUGUUUUUCAAUUAAAUAAUAAGACAAGA
Messenger RNA from Sebastes umbrosus (honeycomb rockfish), 1511 nucleotides. It is a transcript of the gene mapk13, whose product is annotated as mitogen-activated protein kinase 13. Gene Ontology annotation, cellular component: nucleus; cytoplasm. Gene Ontology annotation, molecular function: MAP kinase activity; ATP binding. The transcript has 12 exons. Lineage: Eukaryota; Metazoa; Chordata; Actinopteri; Perciformes; Sebastidae. Gene Ontology annotation, biological process: intracellular signal transduction; protein phosphorylation. The record is from RefSeq and is a predicted model, not a curated record. Bases 130 to 1221 code for a protein of 363 amino acids.